UGACGCUCCAUAAUCAGGAAGUGACCGAGCGUGUAUAUUUGUUUACAACCGUUAGUUUUCUGGCUGCACAUCUGCCUCGUUUAUGCAUUGGCUAACAUGCAUAUUUCAUUUUGUGGAACCAGGUCUAUUUAAAUUACAUCACCAGCAGUGUCGAUAUACUGUUGCUCGUGUGCCGUCCCGAUGCGUUAAUGGAAAUAGCAUCCGCUAAUGAGACUCAUGCUACAGUUGCGUUUUCUCAACACCUAGCUUGCUGUUUGGCAAGGUAACCUUCAAGCCGCCGGGUGCUUUAUUUAAUCGUCAACGAUUACGAUAUCUCUUCACCUUUGUAUCACAAAAGUGCAAUGCUAAUCAGUUCGCUUGUUGGCUUCAUAACGAUAGCGGUUUCAUUUAGUUAUCGUGUUGUUUUGCUAGCCAGCUUGCGGAGAAGCUAACACGGGAGUGAUGUGUAUGAGGAUGACCUCUCACAGUGCGUCUUUCAAAAGAUAAGGGACUGGAUGAUGAUCCAGACUAACCAAAGACCCUGUGCAUCAUGGCUUUGUCUGAAGUUCAUUGGGACCACCAAAUACCUUUGCCAAAGCUUGCCCCAGUCCAAGCCAAGAUCACCGUGGCCCUGGUGGCACUCCUGUGUUUCAUCAACAGCUAUGAUGGGGAGUUUGUGUUUGAUGAUUCUGAGGCGAUUGUCAAUAACAAGGACUUGAAACCAGCAACACCCCUUGGCAACCUCUGGAGCAAUGACUUCUGGGGAAGCAAUCUGAGUAGCAACUCUAGUCAUAAAUCCUACCGACCUCUCACAGUCCUUACAUUCAGGCUGAACUACCUCUUGGCGGGAGGCUUGCACCCUGUUGGCUUCCACGUAUGGAAUAUCAUCCUCCAUGCAGUCAUAUCGGCUCUAAUGAUUGACAUGUUCGCUAUAUUAAUUGGUGGCCUGGCUUAUGAUGAGAAGGGGAAGAUACUUAACCACGCGCCCAAGGCCUCUCUCCUGGCGGCCCUCUUUUUUGCCGCACACCCGGUCCACACAGAAAGCGUGGCUGGUAUAGUGGGUCGAGCAGACCUUUUGUGUGCCCUGUUCUUCCAGCUCUCCUUUCUCACCUAUUGCCGAGCCUUCCAUGGAGGGAGCGACAGAGAUGAGAGGUUUUCUGUCCAGUGGAUUGUGGUUAGCCUCUUGCUGUGUGCUGCAGCCAUGCUCUGUAAAGAACAAGGCAUCACAGUCUUGGGCGUGAACGCAGCCUUUGAUGUCCUCCUGAUCUGUAAUGUUAAUGUGUAUGAACUGAGCCAGAGGCUACUCCUCAGGAAGAAACCCAUAGAUGUAAAUGAGCUGCUGCGAACAGGGCUGCUCACCCGAUUAGCUCUUUUGGCUCUGGGAGGAACCUCAAUGCUCUAUGCACGCUGGAGGAUCAUGGGAACAGGGCCACCGGCAUUCACUGAAGUAGACAAUCCUGCCUCUUUUGCAGAAAAUAUAUUUCUUAGAAUAGUGAACUAUAAUUACUACUACUCUCUGAAUGCCUGGCUGCUGCUGUGUCCCUGGUGGCUGUGUUUUGAUUGGUCCAUGGGCUGUGUGCCUCUCAUUAAGUCAGCCACUGAUUGGAGGAUGGUGUGGCUGCUGCUGCUCUGGUGCGUUCUGAUAGGCUUGAUAAGCCAAGCCGUAUGCUCACAGGACAGCCAGAGAAGGAGGACGCUGACCCUCGGUCUGGUGCUGCUGGUGGUCCCAUUUCUGCCGGCCUGUAAUAUUUUCUUCAGGGUGGGCUUUGUCAUCGCUGAGAGGGUCCUCUACUUGUCAUCAGCUGGCUACUGCCUACUGCUUGCCUACUCCCUGGGAUAUUGCUGCUACCACUGGGCCAAAUACAGCAGGCUGCUGUGUGUGUCUGUGCUGGCUCUGCUGUGUGUGUAUGUAGCUCGCUGUGCUCUCCGCAGCCACCAGUGGAGGUCAGAGCAAAGCCUCUUCACCAGUGCCCUUUCUGUCUGUCCGCUCAAUGCUAAGGUGCAUUACAAUGUAGGUAAGAACCUGGCUGACAGAGGGAACACUAGUGCCGCUAUCAAAUAUUACAGAGAGGCAGUCAGGUUACAUCCCACCUACGUCCAUGCCAUGAACAACCUGGGCAACAUCCUGAAGGAGAGGAACGAGCUGGUGGAGGCGGAGCAGCUGUUGUCCAAAGCUGUUUCUAUCCAGCCUGACUUCGCUGCAGCUUGGAUGAACCUGGGUAUAGUUCAGAACAGCCUGCAGAAGUUCGAGGAGGCAGAGCAGAGUUACUGGAAUGCAAUCCGUUUCCGUAAGAAAUACCCAGACUGCUACUACAACCUGGGACGUCUGUAUGCCGACCAGAACAGGCACCUGGACGCUCUGAACGCAUGGAGAAAUGCAACGGUGCUAAAGCCUGAUCACAGCCUGGCUUGGAACAACAUGGUCAUUCUGCUGGACAACACUGGUAACCUUGGCCAAGCGGAGCUGAUAGGCCGAGAAGCUCUGAAGCUCCUCCCUAAUGACCACACUAUCAUGUUUUCAUUGGCCAACGUCCUGGGCAAGCUACAGAAAUACAAGGAGUCGGAGGGCUUCUUCCUUCACGCUCUUCGGAUCAAUCCAAAUGCUGCCAGUUGCCAUGGCAAUUUAGCUGUGCUGUAUCAUCGCUGGGGAAAGCUGGAACUGGCAAAGAAACACUACGAGCUGUCUCUAAAGUUGGACCCUGAGGCUCCUGGGACCAGAGACAACUAUAACAUGCUGCGACGCAAACUGGACCAGCUUAAACGCCACACACCCUGAGGGAGCCCACUGGAACCCCCGCCUGCUGCAGACACACAUAUAAUUUUAUGUCACUCAUUCCAACUUUCUACCAUUUGGAAAAUAAAGACCUUGAUCCCCA
Molecule: messenger RNA, 2855 nt
Organism: Myripristis murdjan (pinecone soldierfish)
Lineage: Eukaryota; Metazoa; Chordata; Actinopteri; Holocentriformes; Holocentridae
Gene: tmtc4
Product: transmembrane O-mannosyltransferase targeting cadherins 4
Biological process (GO): endoplasmic reticulum unfolded protein response; protein O-linked glycosylation via mannose
Cellular component (GO): endoplasmic reticulum
Molecular function (GO): mannosyltransferase activity; protein binding
Source: RefSeq, a predicted model, not a curated record